AUGCAACCGCUGCAGCAAGACGUCGUUCUAUGGCGCCGCAUCGUGGUGCUUGCCGCCAUGGAGUUGGCGGCCAUGGUGGGGCUCAUGAUCGUUGCCUCUCUUCACGUCCUCCCCGGCAGCCUUCACCGCGGCCUCGUGUUCAGCCUCAUCGGCCUCCUUGUGGCCUUGACCGCCGUCCACAUCAUCGUCUUCUUGCUGUGGCUCUGCCCCUACGGGGCCACCAGGGUCUCCCCCGCCGCUCAAGAUUGA
Messenger RNA from Spirodela intermedia, 249 nucleotides. The record is from the annotation of a GenBank genome assembly. Lineage: Eukaryota; Viridiplantae; Streptophyta; Magnoliopsida; Alismatales; Araceae.